AUGAGAGGAGCUGGAGAAGAGACAGAGGCGUGGAGGUACUUUAAGAGAGAUGUUGUGCCGUUUGCUGCAAUUUCUCCUUCUUCCACUUUCUUUCAUCUUUGGAAGGUCAAAAAGAUUACCUUCAGCCAAGUCUCCUCUCUUCUUCAAGUUUUUCUUACUUGGACUUUCGGGGUCAUUGGGCAGAUAGCUGGUUGUAAAGGUAUAGAAUACAGUUCACCAACUCUUGCCUCUGCUAUGAGCAAUCUCACACCAGCUUUUACAUUCACCCUCGCCGUUAUCUUCAGGAUUGAAAAAGUAGUGUUACGGAGCUCUGGGACUCAGGCUAAAAUCAUUGGCGCAAUAGUGUCUAUAUCUGGUGCUCUGGUUAUUGUGCUAUAUAAAGGUCCAGAAGUUCUCGCUGCUGCAUCUUCAACAUCUACCAUUUCACUUCACCAGAAUAUAAUUUCAGUCGAGUCAAGCUGGAUAAUCGGAGGCCUUCUGCUUGCUUCACAGUAUUUUCUUGCUUCAGUCUGGUAUUUUCUUCAGACUAGGGUCAUGGAGGCAUACCCUGAAGAAAUAACCGUAGUCUUCUGCUACAACUUAUUUGCAACGCUAAUCUCAGCACCAGUGUGUUUCUUAGCAGAGAGAAACUUGAGUUCUUGGGUGCUUAAACCUGAUAUUGCCCUCGCUGCAAUAGUAUACCAGGGAGUCUUUGUUUCAUUAUUCAGCGCAAUUAUCCACACAUGGGGUCUGCAUCUAAAGGGUCCGGUCUACAUAUCAUUGUUUAGGCCUUUGUCUAUUGCGAUUGCAGUCGCCAUGGGUGCUAUAUUCCUCGGCGAUGCUCUUCACCUUGGGAGUGUGAUUGGAGCAAUGAUCUUGUGCUUUGGAUUCUACACUGCUAUGAAUUUUUUGGUUCGGUUCGGUUCAGUUUUUUGGUAUGUCCCAUGCCAAAUUCCUAACCGUUGGAUCAGAAAUCUACACUUGAAGCGUGUUGACGAGCGUAUCGAAAUACUAACCGUUGGAUCAAAACCUCCACCUGGGAAAGAGUAUCAACGAUCGUCUCAAAAUCGGACAUAUUAUUUUGACGAUCAUCGUCUCGCCGGAAGCAUCAAACGGGACCGGCGACGGCAAAGUCCACUCCGUAAGCCGUGCGACUGUACAUCGAUGGAGAUUGCAGCGUUGGUGUUAAUUUCAGUGGAAGGUGGAAUAGGAAGUUUUGAUAAAUCGAUCAAAUUUUCCCUUCUGAAGAUGAAGCUGAGAUUAGCGAACAAAUCUUUGAGCUGGAGUGAGGAUUCUUCUGAUCGCUGCUGCAUUAUGCGUUGA
Messenger RNA from Microthlaspi erraticum, 1302 nucleotides. The record is from the annotation of a GenBank genome assembly. Lineage: Eukaryota; Viridiplantae; Streptophyta; Magnoliopsida; Brassicales; Brassicaceae.